This is a messenger RNA of Anopheles funestus (African malaria mosquito), 1346 nucleotides long. Its product is annotated as CLIP domain-containing serine protease 14D-like. Gene Ontology annotation, biological process: proteolysis. Gene Ontology annotation, molecular function: serine-type endopeptidase activity. The record is from RefSeq and is a predicted model, not a curated record. The transcript is spliced from 4 exons. Lineage: Eukaryota; Metazoa; Arthropoda; Insecta; Diptera; Culicidae. The coding region runs from base 114 to 1202 and encodes 362 amino acids.
UAGUCCAGAUCUAUGCUUUGUAUAAGUAGUGAUAAUAUUGAUGAACAUCAGUCUCCGAUCAAGCGUUGAACUAGACGGAGUUCGCUAGUACAAUUGAUUCAAAUUGUCGCAAGAUGAUGUUUCACCGAGUGAACUUGUACCGAUGGAGUUUUCCAUUGGUCAGUUUAGUGUGUUUGGCAAUGCAAAGUGUUGGAGCGCUCGAACUGGGUGAAAGCUGUGUAAAUCCUGCAGGACAAUCGGGCAAAUGCAUUCUCUUCCGAGAAUGCAAACCACUUGUUGACAUCUACUAUAAACCAAUCAAGACACACGAGGAUACAGAGUUUCUAACGCAGAGUCAGUGUGGUAUGCUGCAAUGGAAAUCUUUGGUAUGUUGUGCAGCGACCAGUCAGAGAUCUUCGUUGCCAGAGACUCCAAACUGCGGCAUGCAAAUGACCGCUCGUAUCGUUGGUGGCCAAGUUGCAAAUAUCGAUGAGUUUCCGUGGACAGCGUUGAUCGAGUUUCGGAAGGCAGAUGGAAGCUUAGGUUUCCAUUGUGGAGGGACACUUAUCAAUGAGCGUUAUGUUGUUACUGCUGCUCACUGCAUCGUAUCAAUAGAUAAUCUUUUUCCGGUCCAUCGUGUACGUCUCGGUGAAUGGGAUUUAGCUACGGCCACUGAUUGUCAGGAAGGCAUUUGUUCUAAUGCGCCGAUCGAUAUGAACAUAGAUGAAAUUGUUGUCCACGAAAAGUAUAACCCGAAGGAUGCGAGCAAUGCUAACGAUAUUGCGCUGAUUCGUUUCACCCGACCGGUACAGUACUCUGAAACAAUAAGACCGAUUUGUCUUCCGUUGAGUGAAUCGCUUCGUAAUCGUGAUCAUGUCGGGCAAUCGAGUUAUGCUGCUGGUUGGGGUAUAACGGAAACAGGAAAGGCAAGCGAGCAGAAGAUGAUAGUUGAAUUGAAUAUCAUGAGCUUGCGAGAGUGUCAAUCAAUAUAUCAGUUGUACAGAGUUUUGUUGAAAACGAUGCACAUGUGUGCCGGAGGUGUGCGCGGAAAGGACACGUGCAAUGGUGAUUCAGGUGGUCCUCUGAUGCGUCAGCAUGCAGGUUCGUGGUAUUUGAUCGGUGUGGUCAGCUUUGGACCAUCUAACUGCGGCACGGCUGGUGUUCCGGGUGUGUACACGAACGUGGCAGAGUAUAUUGAUUGGAUAAAGGACAAUAUCUACUAGAACCGCAGACCAUUAUUUACCGUGCAUGAAUACUGUGCCAUGUGGAACAGAGGUGUCAGCGCGUUUUACGCAAAUUUUCCAUAACUAAAUUCUGUAAAAGAAGAUGUUCUGAGAUGUGUAAUAAAAUUUGAUCGGAAGAAAGAA